Messenger RNA from Grammomys surdaster, 410 nucleotides. RefSeq names its product rho GTPase-activating protein 20-like. Gene Ontology annotation, molecular function: GTPase activator activity. Bases 66 to 410 code for a protein of 114 amino acids. Lineage: Eukaryota; Metazoa; Chordata; Mammalia; Rodentia; Muridae. The record is from RefSeq and is a predicted model, not a curated record. The transcript is spliced from 3 exons.
UAGGUGGAGACCUCUACCAAGAGAAUCUUGCUUUUUUUCUAUGGAAACAACUUAUUAAGGAAAACAUGAAAGGAAUUCAGCGAACCUUGCUGUGCCAAGGACCGGUGGAAAUCACGAGCUACAACAAAAGGAAGAAAAGAUAUCUAUCCUUAUUUAAUGAUGUUUUGGUUGUGUCUAGUAACCUGAAAAAGAAAAAGUUUAAGAUAAAAUACAUCUUCCCACUGAACAACCUGUGGGUUGUGAAUGAUGUAGUCCUUUUCAGGAGAAAGGAAAACUGUAGUUCCAGGACCCUUUUCCUCUCAUGUUGCGUUGAAAAUUUUUUUGCCACCUUUCGUUCGAAAGAACAGAAAGAUCAGUGGUACUAUUUUCUGAAAAGGUAUUUUACUUGUGAUUAUACUUUAACUCUGUAA